Colletotrichum navitas is the source of this 738-nucleotide messenger RNA. RefSeq lists its product as uncharacterized. The transcript has a single exon. Bases 158 to 661 code for a protein of 167 amino acids. NCBI's taxonomy places the organism in Eukaryota, Fungi, Ascomycota, Sordariomycetes, Glomerellales, Glomerellaceae. The record is from RefSeq and is a predicted model, not a curated record.
AUCCGCCUUCCCAAUCCCUCGACCGGUGACCAGGUGCAGGGACGUGAUUUGAUUGCGAUGCACCAGUUGCCCUCUUCCAGAACCGGGGAGGGCUGCUCUCCGCCCCCCCCUUCGCCCUUUUGCUUCAUGUCCUCCGUCCCCUGCUGCUUUCAGAAGAAUGGCGUGUUGCCCUUUGCCCAUGACGCCGUUGGUUAGCCAUCACCACUUCUCACGAGAACCAACAACACCUAAUAUCCGCACUCCCACUCUCCACACGGCCGUCAAACCGGGUCGUUGGAACUGCAUGUCGGUUCUCGUUAGCAUGCUCCCCGGUGGCCGUCGGGUCACUCGAAUGACCUUUGGCGAUCAAAUACCCCCUACCAGUUGCCCAGCACAAAACUCUGCUCACCCUGGUCUCCAAUCUCACGAUCCAUGCACACCGGUAUCCGGGCGUUUGGAAAAAAGAGCGUCAAGUGAUUGUUUGCACCACUGCCCCUGGGUUCCAACCGUCACCCGCAUCGCAUGGGGUGUAAGCCCUGGACUAUACUUCUUGGCCCGUCUCUCGUUGCGCGAUGGUUCAUCGCCCCUACGUGUGUCUAUGGCUUCGAUCCUAGAACCCUCGGGCCUCAUCUUGUCUCCUUUGGCCCGGCCGUCGGGGAACUCGGAGCAGGAAAGGGAGUAAGGUGGAAAGCCUGCCCAUCCAUCUCCCUUGGGCCCCACAUUAAAUGUGGUUACCACCGUCUCGGGACUGUUGGACGC